CCCUGAUUCAUCUUGAAAGGAGAUGCAGGGCAAAGCGAUACGAUGGCUGGGGUUCCUCGCCGCCCUGAUAGCUACGGGGGCCAGCUGGGAAGCAGACCCCCUCUGCCCACCCAAGUACAAAGUCAACUGUCUGCUCCGUCAACGUCUGGGCUGCGGGCCGGAAGGGGCACCUACCUGUGGCCCUUGCUUCCCCAAUUAUGAGGAGAACUCUAGUGGAGACUGCGUGCAGAAGAAGGUCCCUAAGCAUGAAAGCAAAACAAAAGGCCAGAAGAAGCCUAAAGACCUGCUCGCUCUCAUCCUUUCCCUCCUGGCCAAGCAUGAGAAAGGGCUGAAGCCAUCAGACAUGGAGACCACUUGGCCUGGCAGCAUGGAGGGGUUUGAACCACCCAGCUCCCCCACUUCCUUCCCCACCUCUUUCCCCCCAAAUGCCUCCUACUCCGUGAGCGGCACUCCAGAUUCUUCCAAGUCAUAUGAAGACACCCCAGUCUCAGCCACUAUGCCCCCGACAAGAGUGAAAGUGGAUUUCAAGCAAAGGUCUCGACCUCCGGCUACAAGUCUGAACAAAGCGGUGUCACUUACUCUCGUGGUGAUGUGCACAGUGACAGGGGUUUCCGGACUGGUAGUUGCUGCUAUGUGCUGGUACAGGCUACAGAAGGAAGUACACUUGGCUCAGAAGAUGACAUAUGCAGGCAGCCGGGGGAACCAAUACCGAUACCAUCAGCCCAGUGCAUACAUGGACUCCCGACUAGCUCAGUCGUGCCAAGUUCACCACUAUCAACAUCAGAAGAAGCUUCUCACCACAACCAGUGAGGACAGAGAAUCCCCCAAACCAGUAGAGCAGCUCUCCACAGAGUCAGAGACUGAGAACGGAGAUUACACCGUGUACGAGUGUCCAGGACUGGCGCCGAGUGGAGAGAUGGAGAUCCACAACCCACUCUUCGAUACCUCCACACUAAACCAAUGCCCUCCCUAAGUGCAUACCCCCCCCCUCUCUCUUUCUCUCUCCCCUUUCUUUUCUCAUCCACAUCUCCAACUCCUGGAUUAAUAGAGGGAUGAUGCAGCUUCAGAUUCAUAAAAAACACAAAAACAACCUACUUCCAUUAGAUGCCGACUGUCCACCUUUCCUCUUUAAAUAAAGGCCGCUUUGGUAUGACUCAACCAUCAGUCACACACACACAUCCCACCUUCAUCUUCUGGGAAUGGAUCAAAUGGGGGGAAACCGGCCAUUAGGAUCUAUAUUUUUUAGAAAAUAGAGAUCAUCUUCAAAAAUCCACAUCUAGAGUCUCUGGUAUUUCUGUCUUUGCUAGAAAACCUUUUUAUCAAGCUCUCCUGAUUCUAUCUACCUGGAAGCAUUUAGCUUAUAAAGCUGUGCAAGCCAGGGGCGGAAUGAGGCUUUGUUUCACCCGGGUCAAAGACCCAGUUUGGCACACCCACACAUUUGCACACACAGAGCCUGAGAGCCUGAAAAGCUCCCCUCUGGAGGCUUCACCCUGGGCAAAAAACCUGGCUAGCCCUCCUGUAGCUCUGUGUAAUGCAUACACUCAUUUGAAUUGAGGCCAUGGACUUCGCUUCAUUUCUUUAUAGAGCGUACCAAUUGCUUUUUUCCCUUUUACCCAACCCCAAGUGAUGUACAGUGUUAACAGGCUGCACUCAGCAAAACCUGAAGCAACAGCAUCAGAAUCGUUAUCGUAAUGGUGGCAAGCAUUGCAGGAAAAGUAAGAGGAAAAGAGCAUUGGCGGGAGAAGGUGUACAGAGAAGACACCCGGUGGGUCUUCGUGGAGAGACUGUUCCGUAGUUACGGUGCCACUGCUGAAAAGGCCCUGCUCCAUAUCCUUAGGUCUCAUCUCUGCGUGGACUAUAGAAUCCUGGGUUCAAGGUCCUUCUACCCAGAUGUGCAUGCGUGUCACCAUGUUUAUAUGACUACCUAAUUCCGUGUCUAUCAACGAUGUGGAAUUGCAGACGUAAGAAGCUUGCACGACCUUCCCUGCCCGACUUGGAAUUGCCUCUUGCUAAUGCCUUUCCGCCUUCUGGUCUCGUGGCUGCCUGUGCUCCAGAAGCCAAACACGGGUUGGGAUCCGUGCGCUGUAUGUAAUAGCACUGUACCUGUGUCUCAGUCAAAUGUGUUGUUCUAUUACUUCCUCCGCAGCAAGUGACCUGGCUCACUUGCUCGAGUCGCUCGUAGCCGCAACGAUGCUCGUUUGCAACUGCUCUCUGCUUGUGAGUUGUGUGGGUUGGUGGGGAAGGGACAAGCAGGGUAUUGUGUUGACAAAUAAUCACGGCACAUAGCAUCUUUGUACAGCGCUUUCCCCAAUGUGCUGAAAAGACUUCAGCUUUAUAAAUCCUGUUGGUAGCCUUAACUACAACCCUCCUGUGGAGUCUAGCAUUACUAUCCCCAUUUUACAGAUCUGGGCUCUCAAAGGUAGAGAGAGAGGGAGAUGAAAACACUCAGUGAUUUCAUGGCAGCACUGAGAUCUGAGCUCACCUUCCAGCUCACCUGUGCUCUGUAUGGUUGCCAUACAUCUGGAAUUUUGUGGACAUAUUUGGAAUGCUGCAGUUAGCAGGAGUGUCCAGGUGGAAAUCGGCAAAUGUCUGGGGAAAUCUGGACUUAUGGCAACCCGUGUCUGCAGUGUCGUUUUUGCCAAUUUCCCGUUAAAAUAGCUCAAAUAUCCUCAACAACUUUGGCCAAAAAAAAAGCUCAGCAACCUUUCUGUCUGGAUUUUCAUCAGCAACCCUAUCCUAAACCAGCCUACCUGGUGAUUUCCAGCUGUUUUGGAUUACAACUCCCAUCUGUGCUGGCUGGGUCUGGCGGAAGUUGUAGUCCAAAACAUCUGGAGGGCACCAGGUUGGAAAAGGCUAGUCUAGAGCCAUGCAGGUAUGUGGCUUUGCACAGUGGCUUCUAACCCGCUGGCAGCCACAGUACAAGCCCCCAAAUGGAUGGGGACCUCCUGGAAUUCAACCAGCGCAUUCUGCCAGAUAUUAAAUCCUGCUGCAUGACAAUAAUGGAGUCCUCCAAAAUACAGUGGUACCUCUAGUUACGAACUUAAUUCAUUCCGGAGGUCCGUUCUUAACCCGAAACCGUUCUUAACCUGAGAUGCGCUUUCGCUAAUGGGGCCUCUUGCUGCCGCUGCACCACCGGCACAUGGUUUCCGUUCUCAUCCUGGGGCAAAGUUCUCAACUCGAGGUAACUCUUCCAGGUUAGCGGAGUUUGCAACCUGAAGCGUUUGUAACCUGAGGCGUUUUUAACUGGAGGUACCACUGUGCUAACAAACAGAAUGGAAAGUGAGAAUUGAGUUAGGCCUUGGCUGAGCCCAAACUAUGGCCUACUAUUCAUGAGCAAGCGUGCUGGUGUACGGCAGGCAGGAGGGGGGGAAUCGCAGCUGCUUUGCUCCUGCUGCUCCUGAGCUACCAGGAGAUAAACUAUGGUUUAGUGUUGCAUUUGAAUCCAACCAUGUCCCUAUUUUUCAGGGACAGUCCUGGAUUCAUGGGCGUACCCAGCGAGGUAAACCCCGUAUU
Molecule: messenger RNA, 3513 nt
Organism: Zootoca vivipara (common lizard)
Lineage: Eukaryota; Metazoa; Chordata; Lepidosauria; Squamata; Lacertidae
Product: neural proliferation differentiation and control protein 1-like
Cellular component (GO): membrane
Source: RefSeq, a predicted model, not a curated record